UUGUCUGACGUCACGGCUGGAGCUGCCCUGUCACGCGCGAUCAGUAAAAGUUGGGAUUGAAGCUCGACUCCGCAAAGCUGCGUUUUUCAGGCUUUUAAACUGCAUCCCCAGAAGAAAACCAAUUUCGUAUAACUUCUCGGAAAGCGUUAUUCGGACUCGAGCAGGAAGUAUUUGUCACCGAGGGAAAGCAGCUAAAGUAACAGAAAUUCUUAGCAGUUGAGCAGCUCGAAUUAACGCUAAUGAAGGAGGUUAUUCGCCCGGAGUGACCGUUGGUCCUAAUUAGCUCAGUUUUUUUCUUCUCGGCGUCACAAAAAAAUAACUUUGUGACCGUAUUAAAUGUUUUGAAAGCCUGCCGGCCGGUCCGGGGAGGGAUUUCGCACAGAGUUGCUAAAGACAGUGACGUGGGGUUCUAGCUGUCAAAGCCGAUGACUACCGCGGACUGCGGCGGUAAUGAAGAGCUGGACUUCAGACUCAUGUUCGGGGAGGACGGCCAGCCGCCACCGCCGCCACUGGGCCCCGCAGAUCUCGAAUCUGAUGAAAACGGCUCAUUUUACAUCUUCAAUGUUGGCCAGCCCCCAUCUUUGGUCAACCAGCCUAUUGGAAUUCCCCGCCAUGGCCCGCAAUCUCACUCGCCAGUUGUUUCAGUGCCGCCCCGUUCACACGCGUACAAGGGGUAUGAGUUCAGCUAUGAUGGACCUAGGUACAGCCCGACAGGGGUCGGCAAGGCCUUUGAGUGCCCCAGCAUCCAGAUCACCUCUAUCUCACCCAGUUGUCAGCAGGGCAUGGAAGCUAGUGGAGGUCACCUGGCAACUGGAGAUGCUGAUGCUGAAGGCACAGAUCGGCCACUCUCUCGGGGCCACCUGUACCUUCCAUUGGAGACCUCGUUCCGGGACUUGCCAAUGAACUCCAGCCCUUGCAGCAGCCUUUCCUCCCGGAGCUGGUUCUCGGAUGCUUCUUCCUGCGAGUCCUUUUCGCACGUGUAUGAUGACGUGGACUCAGAGCUGAAUGAAGCGGCUGCUCGCUUCACACUGGGCUCCCCACUGACCUCGCCUGGCUGCUCCCCAUUGGGCGGCCCUGCUGAGGAACCAUGGCAGCGUGCCCGUGCUGCUCUCAGCUCUCAACUGUCACCCCGCCAGUCACCUGGUCACUCACCGGGCCACUCGCCUCGUGCUAGUGUGACAGAUGAGAACUGGCUAAGCCCACGGCCCUCCUCUCGGCCCUCCUCACGGCCUUCUUCUCGCCCAGCCUCUCCAUGUGGAAAAAGGCGCCACUCUAGCGCUGACCUAUGCCGACCAGGCUCUGCCUCUCCACACCAUUCUCCUGGCCCUACUCCCGGUCACUCCCCCCGAGGAAGUGUGACAGAAGACACCUGGGUAGGCAGCCCCUCCCUAGGGAUGUCCCUCCCCUUCCAAUGCUGCCCAUCUGAGGCAGACAUCCCCUCAAAAACCAGGAAGACCUCCCAAGAGAGGGUGUCCCUGCCAGGGAAAUGCGAUCUGGGCCUGGAAGACCCAAGCUGUAUGUCACCUGCGCUGGACUCUCCUGUGGAAGACACCCUGAAGAAGGACACUCUGGGGGAGCAGUUCCUGUCCGUCCCCUCACACUUUACUUGGAACAAACCAAAGCCUGGGCACACACCUAUCUUCCGGGCCUCAUCCUUGCCCCCUCUGGACUGGCCCCUCCCCAGCCAAUUUGGACAGUAUGAGCUCAAGAUUGAGGUGCAGCCUAAGGCCCACCACCGUGCCCACUAUGAGACAGAGGGGAGCCGGGGGGCAGUCAAGGCAGCCUCAGGUGGCCACCCAGUGGUCAAGCUCAUAGGUUAUAAUGAGAAGCCAGUGAACUUGCAGAUGUUUAUUGGAACAGCUGACGAUCGCUACCUCAGACCGCAUGCCUUCUACCAGGUGCACAGGAUCACAGGAAAAACGGUUGCCACCGCCAGCCAGGAAAUCAUAGUUGCCAGCACCAAGCUUCUCGAAAUUCCUCUCCUUCCUGACAACAAUAUGUCAGCCAGCAUCGACUGCGCUGGGAUCUUAAAGCUGCGCAACUCUGACAUCGAAUUGCGGAAAGGCGAGACGGACAUCGGGCGCAAGAACACGCGCGUGCGGGUGGUGUUCCGCGUCCACGUGCCGCAGGCCAGCGGCAAGGUCCUGUCCCUGCAGGUCGCCUCCAUCCCAGUAGAGUGCUCUCAGCGCUCUGCACAGGAGCUACCUCAAGUGGAUAAAUGCAGCCUGAACAGUUGCUCCAUCAGCGGUGGAGAAGAGAUGGUCAUAAUGGGCUCCAACUUUUUUCCGGAGUCGAAAGUCAUCUUCCAAGAGAAGGGACCGGAGGGAAGACCGCAGUGGGAAGUCGAAGCAAAAGUUGUGCGAGAAAGAAGUCAUGGAUCAAGCCUCGUGCUGGAGGUUCCUCCAUACCACAACAAGGCCGUGACCUCUCCAGUCCAGGUGCAGUUCUUUGUGUGUAACGGGAAACGGAAAAGAAGCCAGUGCCAGCGCUUCACGUACCUGUCAGUGGUGAAGCAGGAGCAUCGAGAUGAAAUGGACCUUCCUGUUGGCCCCCCAGCAGCCUUGAGCCAGGCGCACCACUUGACCAGACCCCAGCAGCCUUCCCCUGACCGCCUCCAGCCACACGACAGCCUCCUAUCCAGCUCCCCGCAAAACCUAGUUGCCGGUUUGCCAGCUCCUCAGCAAGUCUACCCGCACUUAGGGGCACCAUCCUUCCAGCAGUUGUCUCCACUCGAGGCCCAUGGGCUUGGCCCUGACUGCCAGAUGGUGGGCGCAGCCCUUGGAUUCAUCACAGCGCCACCUCCGCCUUGCCCUGCUUACCAAUCCAUGCCGUGCGGUUUGCGAUACAAUGGCCAGCCGAGCCUUCCUAUGACCACCACCUCACCACAGGCCUAUGAGCCAAUCACCUCCUACCAGCUUGACCCAGCCACCUCCCACCCCCUGAAUCUGGGUGUACUGUACCACUCCUCCCUUGGCACAGCCUCUAGUUGUGCUCCUCCAGGUCCCCUGACCCUUGGCUCCUCGCACUUGCAUUCCCUUGGCUUCCCGUGCCCUAAUCCAGGACAGGCCCCUUGCCCCAGCUAUCCAAACACAGCAUCCUGCCCUUCCUCAGCCACUGCCCCGCCCCCAACAGUGCCUUCCCCUCACUCUGGUCCCUCGUCCCCCCAACUGCCGCCACUGCCAUACCAGUCCCCAAAUGGUGGUUCGGCCUCCUCACCCUCGCCAACAUCCAGCAGCCCCUUGAUGCAUCUGCCAUGCUCUGGUCAGGCCUCGCCACAGGCAUCCAGCCCCAGCAUGGGUGGCCUGGCAUCGGCAGGUGCUCUGUGCCCACCCCUGACGCCCCACUCUCCCUUUUCACCUGAGGCAGAGCAGCCGCACAUUAAGCAAGAGCCAGAAGACAAGGAGCUCACAUUCCAGUCCAUCGGCCUGCAGGACAUCACUUUGGACGAUGUGAACGAAAUCAUCGGUCGAGAUAUGUCCCAGACUCCAGGCCUUGCAGCAGCACACAGCCAGCCCUAAGCUGCCUGCCCUAGCUGGCCUUCCAUCAUGCCGAGCUGGGAUCCAGCUCUCUCCACCCUACACCAGCCCCCCCAGAGCUUCCAGUACCACAGCCCCUCGCCAUCAGACAGGGAUUCCUGCCUGUCUGUUGGGCUUCACAGCUGGAUGGACAUGGAUGUAGCGGAUUGUGCAGAUGGUGCAGGGUCUUUUGCUGCCACACAUAUCAGUCACACCAUCCAAGACCGAAUUACAUGCUCAGUAGACCAUCAAGCAGCACUCAUAGUGGCAGGUUUUUGAAGGUUGUUCAGUCAUGACAUGGCUGAAGGUGUAGACCAUCUCACACCAAGUGUGCAGCAUACAGUGGAGCUUGCGUGCCUGAUUGUGCCUCCACAGUGCACAUUGUAAAAACACAGCAUUUGCCGUUUCUCCCAAGAUGGAUGGGGGCUCUUAAAUUAGAGAGUGAAAGAGUCAUGGGUUUCUGCUGUAAGAAUCUGUGGAGUGAUAUAGGAGCAAAGGACAGUAUAGUUGAAUUUAGAUGGUACCAGUUCAUAAACACUACUGCGUGGUGCUGUAGUGGAACAUCAGUCUCUCAGUGCUAGUGAAUUUCUUCUCUGGGGUGGGCCAGCACCAGGGUUGAGGGCAUGUUUCUUGCUCAGUGGCCAAUUAAAUCGCUCCUCCUGGGGUGGUCUGUGUGGGAGAUGGUCCCACUGUGUGCCUGGGCAGAAACCAAGUAGCCUUGGGGUGAAGAGUGAGAAGACGCUUCCAUGUUGGAGUUGUCAUAGGGUUAGAUAAUAUUCAACAUUCCACACUUUGAGUGUUUUUUUUUUUUUUUUUUUUUUUUUAAACUGUAGAAAAUUGUACAUUUUCCUCCACUUCAGCUUGCACAAAUGCCUUACAUUUUUUAGUUUUGAAAUUUUAGAAGCUUUUGUAAUAGAACUGUUUUAUAUAGCUGAUUUUUGAAUUUAGUAUUAUAUUUGUUAAAAAUGGUAUUUUAAAAAAAAUGUAGACUUUGACUUGCUGAGUUGUUCAAAUGCAUAUGACUUCCCUUAGUAAAAUGCUCUUCUUGCAUUUGCUCUGCACCACCUUCCUUUAGCGUGAAUUAAACGGUGAAGGCAGAAAUGACUGUUUAAACAGGAGACAUUUAAAUGCCAGCAUGUGUUAUUGCGUUGUAAGGGGUGUUAUUCAACCAUGCAAUAUUGUAUCGUGGUUUGGAGACAUCCUGCAGCAGAAUUGGCUGGCUUCAUAUGAUACCUCACAUUACCUGUAUUUGGGGGACAGAUAGGAGCCCCCUGUUCAUCACUGUUAAUUUAAAUUUAAAACGGUUGAGAACAAAAGAGAUUUAUAAAUAAUUUGUUUUUCUACCAGAGGAUUUCUACCCUUUCUAAGGCGAGCUAACUGUAGAGGUUGUUAUGUUGAGACUCAGCUGACUUGUGACCUGUGAAGCCACCUGGAAGUGCCUGUCUAGGGCCAGCGUCUGCUGCCAUGCAGCUCCAUGUUUCUUUAAGGGCAGUGUUUCCCAGCCACCCAGCUUCCUACCAUCAGUCCAUUUUUUUUGCCGCCCAUGUCCUGCAAAAACGUGGACUGUCUGCGGGUCUCCGAGGACCAGAUUGGGAAACACUGCUUUGAGGGGGCCGCGAUGUACCCCGUGCAGAACAGCUGCUCCAGUAUUUUCACUUUGCUGCCGUUCACUUUUCCACACUGCAUCCCCCAAAGUAGUAUGCUACUGGUAAAAAUUUUGGUUACAUUUUCAGCAUUCAAUCUAGAAUAAGACCAUUAUGUAAUGGUUGUUUCAGGGUUAUAUAUACAAUUUGCAAUUCGCAAAAAGGCUAAAUGUAGCACCAAUAUUGGCCUGUAAUCCAAAGGUAUAAAAAAAGCAUUUUUGACUCAUGAAGACAUGUUGCACACUCAGGUUUUCCAUUGAGGAAACGUCAGGCAGGGGUUUCUAGGAGAAUUAUAAAAAUGUAUCUAUGCAGACCUGGAUUUUCACCCUGCCUUAGCCUGUCAUUUUCUCAAACAGUUGUAUUUCUGUUCCCACAUAUAUUUUUCUAUUAUACUAUUUGAAGUUUGGAUAGGGAGUGUUCACAUGCUAUAGUCAUGCCCGAAAAUUCUGCUAUGCACUAAAAGUUGAUCGAUGCCUUUUUAAAGAAUCCUGUCGCCUAUAUAUGUUGAGCAGGGGUAGGGAACCUGAUCCAGGGAGAGCCGGUGUGGCUGCGGGUUUUUGGGAUGGCCUCUCAAUCAGCCAAUAAUAAAGCAGCGAUUCUCAACUCCAGUCCUUGGAAUCCACUGUUAUUGGCUGAUUGAGAGGCCAUCCCAAAAACCCACACCGGCUCUCCAUGGAUCAGGUUCCCUACCCCUGAUGUAGAGAAAGUUUAAUUGUAAAAAAAACCACAGGAUGACUGAAGGUCUUGCUCACCCUGUAUGUAUCGUAUGUGCAUUGAAAAGGGUACAAUGCAAAGGUCUUAAUAUAUAUAUAUAUUUUUUUUAGCCAAUAAAGAAUUGAAUUCAGUGGAUUAGACUAUGCAAACACAACAGUGCAAUGUGAAGCUCCUCAUUGGGUAUUUGCAUGUUCUUUAGACAUGUCCAUUUUGCAUUUUGUAGAAACACCAGCAUGUUCUGAAUAUCCCCCCCCCCCCAA
This is a messenger RNA of Brienomyrus brachyistius, 6132 nucleotides long. It is a transcript of the gene nfatc3a, whose product is annotated as nuclear factor of activated T cells 3a. The record is from RefSeq and is a predicted model, not a curated record. NCBI's taxonomy places the organism in Eukaryota, Metazoa, Chordata, Actinopteri, Osteoglossiformes, Mormyridae. Gene Ontology annotation, cellular component: transcription regulator complex. The transcript has 10 exons. Gene Ontology annotation, molecular function: transcription factor binding; RNA polymerase II cis-regulatory region sequence-specific DNA binding; DNA-binding transcription factor activity, RNA polymerase II-specific. Gene Ontology annotation, biological process: regulation of transcription by RNA polymerase II; cytokine production; calcineurin-NFAT signaling cascade. Bases 426 to 3518 code for a protein of 1030 amino acids.